Molecule: messenger RNA, 1714 nt
Organism: Mirounga angustirostris (Northern elephant seal)
Lineage: Eukaryota; Metazoa; Chordata; Mammalia; Carnivora; Phocidae
Gene: RXFP3
Product: relaxin family peptide receptor 3
Exons: 1
Coding region: 275-1651 (458 amino acids)
Biological process (GO): immune response; G protein-coupled receptor signaling pathway; positive regulation of cytosolic calcium ion concentration
Cellular component (GO): external side of plasma membrane; membrane
Molecular function (GO): C-C chemokine binding; C-C chemokine receptor activity
Source: RefSeq, a predicted model, not a curated record
CUAGAACUCCCCUCCAGAACAGACGCCAAGCGCAACUCCGGCGUCCGAGGCUGGGCACCCCGCGCGGGGAAAGCGUUUGGCACCUACUUUCCGGGAACUAUCUGCAGCUGCGGCUUUGAAAGCUCCCACGCAUGCCCUGCGCCCUCGCCGGGACAGAACCCCCCGCGAGUUGGACUGGCUUCGGUCUUGACUCCACUCUCCCACACACACACCCCGGAACAGGACCUAGAAGCCCCUGCGCUUGCAGGUGGUCGCUGCCGCCACCACAGUCACCAUGAAUAAGGAGGCUGGCGGAGACGAGCUCGCAGAACUCUUCAGUCUGAUCCCGUACCUUCUACAGGCGGCCAACACCAGCGGCAACGCGUCGCUGCAGCUCCAGGACUUGUGGUGGGAGCUGGGGCUGGAGCUGCCGGACGGCGCGGCGCCGGGGCAUCCCCCAGGCACCCGCGGGGCACAAAGUGCGGACACCGAGGCGCGGGUGCGGAUCCUCAUCAGCGUGGUGUACUGGGUGGUUUGCGCGCUGGGGCUGACCGGCAACCUGCUGGUGCUCUACCUGAUGAGGAGUAAGCACGGAUGGCGCAAGUCCUCCAUCAACCUCUUCGUCACCAACCUGGCGCUGACAGACUUUCAAUUCGUACUCACCCUGCCCUUCUGGGCGGUGGAAAACGCUCUCGACUUCAAAUGGCCCUUCGGCAAGGCCAUGUGUAAGAUCGUAUCCAUAGUGACGUCCAUGAACAUGUACGCCAGCGUCUUCUUCCUCACCUCCAUGAGCGUGGCGCGCUACCGCUCGGUGGCCUCGGCUCUUAAGAGCCACCGGACCCGCGGGCAUGGCCGGGGCGACUGCUGCGGCCAAAGCCUGGGGGACAGCCGCUGCUUCUCAGCCAAAGCACUGUGCGUAUUGAUCUGGGCCUCCGCCGCGCUGGCCUCGUUGCCCAACUCCAUCUUCUCCACGACCUUCAAGGUGAUGGGCGAGGAGCUGUGCCUGGUGCGCUUCCCCGACAAGUUGCUGGGCGGAGACAGACAGUUCUGGCUGGGCCUCUACCACUUGCAGAAGGUACUGCUAGGCUUCGUGCUUCCGUUGUGUAUCGUCAGCCUGUGCUAUCUUCUGCUGGUGCGCUUCAUCUCCGACCGCCGCGUGGCUGGGACCGAAGGAGGAGCCUCAGCGGCCCGGGGCGGCCUGGCCGCAGCCAGCGCCCGGAGACGGUCCAAGGUCACCAAGUCAGUGACCAUCGUGGUCCUAUCCUUCUUCCUGUGUUGGCUGCCCAACCAGGCGCUCACCACCUGGAGCAUCCUCAUCAAGUUCAACGCGGUGCCCUUCAGCCAAGAGUAUUUCCUGUGCCAGGUGUACGCGUUCCCGGUGAGCGUGUGCCUGGCUCACUCCAACAGCUGUCUCAACCCCAUCCUCUACUGCCUGGUGCGCCGCCAAUUCCGCAAAGCGCUCAAGAGUCUACUGUGGCGCGGCGCGUCGCCUUCCCUCACCAGCAUGCGCCCUUUCACGGCCACCACCAAGCCAGAGCCCGAGGAUCAGGGGCUGCAGGCCCUGGCACCUCUCCACCGGACCGCGGAGCCUGACCUGGUCUACUACCCACCCGGCGUGGUGGUCUACAGCGGGGGGCACUACGACCUGCUGCCCAGCAGCUCCACCUACUGACUCGGGCCCAGGUGGCACAGUCGCUGCAAAGUGGCCUUCCCCGAGUGGGGAAAGAGGGGAGCG